AGUAUGGAGUUUCAUCAUCAUAAGACAACACAAUGGCACAAUACACAAUCAAAACGUAUAUUCUUGCUGUAUUGUCUAUACUAGUAGCUGUAACAGCAAUUCCAGCUAAUCCAGACUUUUUACUCAGUAAAGGCAAAACAUCUACUAAUGAUAUACCCAAACCGAAUUCAGGAAGUAAUGAAAAAAUUUCAGACGGUAAAAAAAACUCUAUUCCCAUAGAUCUUGAUGAACCAUUGAUAGAUCCGUCAAUUCUUGCGAAAGCAUUUGAAGAGGCAGAAGCAGAUAAUUUAGUAUCUUAUGAUGAAGGUAAUUUGCUUUUGAAACAAAAAGCUUCAGAUCAGAACAAAGAAGCAGAUAAAUCACAGAAGCAACAAAGUGUUAUAAAUAAGCAACCAAAAGAGGAGGAUUCCAAUGAUUUAACAAGUCCUGAAUUGCUGGAGGAUGACAGUAGAUCAGAACAAUCUGAUAUCUUCGGUAGUAAAGACCCAGGAUCAGACAAUGAUUUAUCGGACUCAGAAAAUAAACCUGCAGUUAUAGAAUUUAUAAAGAUAACCGAACAGGACAUACCCGAUGAUUCCAAGGUCUCGGAAAAUAAUUCAAAUGAUCGGAAUUCUCAAGAAAUUAAGGAUGUCCAACCACAAGGCCGUGUGGCUGAUGACGAGAGCCCGAAAGAGGAAAGCUCUAAUCUAUCAUCGGAGGAUGAGAAUAGUCCUGAGUUUUUCGAUUUCCUUACAAAUAAUGGUGAUGUAUUAAAUCAAGAGAUACCUAACAAAAAAAGUAGUGAGGAAAAAAUUGAUAACGAGAAAGGUGUUAUUUCACAAGAACAGCUGUUACCUUUCAUUGAUAAUUCAAUAUUUGAACAUAUCAAUGAUAACGAAAACCAAACCCCAACGGAGCGAGUCACUGAGAACGAACAUUCGGAAUACCAAACUUCUUCUCCGCAAUCGAAUGAACAAAAUUCUGAUGAUAUUGCAAAACCUGACAGAGAUGAACAUCUUAUUAAUUCUGAUUCACCUGUCUCAAUAUCAAAUAUUGAUAAUAUAUUUACUAAUUUAGAACCCACCAAAUCAGAAAGCGAAGAAGACGGAGAUCAUAAAGUAAAUAUACCUGAAGCUCCUCAGCUACCUCCAUUAGACCCUUCAAUAUUCGAAUAUAUAAAAGAAGAUUCCAAAGAACCUGAACUUAGCAAACCCAACGAAAUAGUACCAACAUCUUCCACGCAUUAUGAGGACAAAGACCCUAUGUAUCUUAUAGAACCAGAAAAAAAUCAACAAAUAUUUAACUCUGAUUCUCUUGCUCCCAUUGAUAAUAGUGAUAAAAUUUCAAGCAAUGUUUCACCCCCAAAAUCAAAAAGUAGUGAAGAAAAAGAUGAGGACCAAAAGGUGGUUAUUCCUGCAGCACCAGAACUUCCUCCAAUUGAUCCCGAGGUACUUGAAUACAUAAAAGAAGAAGGUGCACCUCAAGUGCAAGAUAACGAUGAACAGAAAUUGCCAGUAGAGAAUUCUGAAGAACUAGAAUAUCCCGUCAGAGAACCAAAUUACGAGUAUCAUUAUCCACAAAUAGUUAAUAAACCCAUUGAGAUUAUUCCAGAACUCAAUGGAGAAGACGAAAAUCCCAUAUAUUUCAACAAACCUAAGCCGUCAUUUUUCUCAAACUUGUUUUCUUAUUUGCCGUCUUUUCCUUUCUCUCUAUCAUAUUUACCAUCCUUUAAUUGGCCAUUCAAACGUUCAUCUUUUAUAAAUUCACCCAGAGAAAGGUAUCCAGAGUACUAUAGAAUAAUAGAAUAAGAGUAUUAUAUAAAAAUCAUGUUUAUAUAAUAAACCGAUGAAAAUGCUAAUUCUUCUUUCAUUUUUUCCCUUUUAACUCUUUCACUUUUAACGUCGUUUCAAGAUAAAUUUUUACUAAAUUAUUCUGUACAAUUGGAAUAAUUGAAUACCAUAGUUUUACAGAUUCACUUACUAAAUUAUGAAUACGAUAUAGCUUUAUGAUUCUCAUUUGUUAUAUGAUUUAUUACAUUAAUUCAUUCAUUAUUUGACAAUUGUUGCUACCAGGUUAAACGGGACAAAAUUCAAAGCUCCUGAUGAUAAUAACCACUUUUUUAUUGAGAUAUUUAUACUAUAGCUUCUAUAAAACUUUUCGUUAGUUCAUUUAUUCACACGUUUUUUAUUAAAUAAAUAUUUUUAUGAGGUUUCGGGAUAAUCAAGGUAAGAAUUUUGUUUGUCUAUAAGACUGUAUUCUACUAAUUUAAGAAAUAGCUCUGUUCAAUUUGUGCAUGCUGCGUUAACCUUUAAUUACUUGUUACGUUUUCGCAAGAAUAUUUGUUAUAAUAUACUAUUUAUAUGUAAAAAUCAUUGUAAACUAAUGUUGGUUGAUCAAAUAAAUAAAUAAACACUGUCUUACAUUUAAAUACAGUUGCAGGUUUUGUAUACGGUAUGUAAAAGUAAUUUAAGUAUAUUGUUGAAAUCCUUACAACUGAUUUUGUAUUGACUAUUUUUAAUACCCGAAAUUAAGUAUUUUAACUUAUUAUAUUAAAUGUAUGUACAUGGAAAGUUUCAAAUAUUUAUAUAUAACAAUAGAUUUGUUUCAGAGAAUACACAUUUUUAUUCAUAAUUUAUUACAAACACAUGGGAACAUAAAAUUAAGACGUAAAUGAAUUACAUUACACUUUGAAACUUGG
Molecule: messenger RNA, 2677 nt
Organism: Zerene cesonia (dogface butterfly)
Lineage: Eukaryota; Metazoa; Arthropoda; Insecta; Lepidoptera; Pieridae
Product: protein hsr-9-like
Exons: 2
Coding region: 33-1787 (584 amino acids)
Source: RefSeq, a predicted model, not a curated record